Molecule: messenger RNA, 772 nt
Organism: Eublepharis macularius
Lineage: Eukaryota; Metazoa; Chordata; Lepidosauria; Squamata; Eublepharidae
Gene: FABP3
Product: fatty acid binding protein 3
Exons: 4
Coding region: 135-536 (133 amino acids)
Biological process (GO): fatty acid transport
Cellular component (GO): nucleus; cytosol
Molecular function (GO): fatty acid binding
Source: RefSeq, a predicted model, not a curated record
AGGCCGCCGCCGCCUCGCCUGCACUGGGAAAAAGAGCACACACAUCACAGGGAGGGGGAGAAAAGGGCUCUUUCCACUCCCGCCUUGCUCGCUCUCCUCUCGCUGCCGCUGCACGUCCAUUCCCGAGGCUAGUCAUGGCUGAGGCUUUCGUUGGCGUUUGGAACCUGGUGGAGAGCUGCAAUUUCGAUAGCUACAUGAAGGCCAUCGAUGUGAGCUUUGCCACCAGACAAAUAGCAAACCUGACCAAACCCACCACUAUUAUUGAAGCUGAUGGCGACAAGGUGACUAUCAAGACUCAGAGUACUUUCAAGAGCACAGAGAUCAACUUCAAAUUGGAUGAAGAAUUUGAUGAGACAACUGCAGAUGACAGGCAUGUCAAGUCCCUUGUCACAUUAGAUGGAGGAAAACUUGUUCAUGUGCAGAAAUGGAACGGAAAGGAGACCACGCUAGUCCGGGAACUGAAGGAUGGAAAACUGAUUUUGACUCUGACCAUGGGCGAUGUGGUCUGCACUCGUACUUAUCAGAAAGCACAGUAAGUGCUUCCAUCAGCUUUCGACCACCAGUCAUUCAACGCCAACCUUAUUUGCCAGAUUGCCUGCAUUUUUUGUCCAGUGUUUUGUAUAGUUCUUGGACUUUUGAACCCAUUCAGUAUCUGACUCUCCUCACAACUACCUAGCACCCUGAUCUUUGGGGGUUUUCUUGACUUUUUGAAAAAAUUACACUGGGAGGGGAAACACAGUGUGGAAUAAAUUGAAGUUGUUACACAAUGGCA